UCGGCAGAGCCCAACGCGCAGUCGCUUCUGCGCAUAAUUCUUCUGGCAUUCACAGAAAUUGAGCGCUUGCAAGAACAGAGAUUUUGCAGGAGGGUGCGGGAGGAGAGAGUCACAGAUCGAGCGUGAGCGUGUACGGGAGAGAACGAUAAGAUCAGAAAAGGGAGCGAAAACGGGACAGCUCGCUCUCCAGUUAGCUAUUUAGCUAACCUGGCAAUGCUAUAGAGAAAGGGUGUUUAAGAAAAACACUGAGAUAACGCCACAGCAACUAAAAGAAAAGUGUCUUCAACCUGAUCAGCUAAACAUCGGCAAAUAUCAACGCAGGAUGGCCUCGGAAGAGCUCUACGAGGUUGAGAAAAUCGUGGACAAACGGAAAAAUAAGAAGGGGAAAAUGGAGUACCUGGUUCGCUGGAGGGGCUAUGGCUUUGAAGGUGACACCUGGGAGCCAGAGACACACUUGUCCAACUGCAUGGAGUUCAUCCAUGACUUCAACCGCCUUCACAGUGAGCGCCAGCGGGAUGGGGCUUUCCUCCGCUCGACGCGUAGCUCCCCUAGCCCAGGGCUGGGCCCGACCAACGCCAACACCACCAUCAGCAUGAACACAAACACCAACAAUGCCCGCAAACAGAUCUCUAGGCCCCAGCAGCACAACAGUAACAGCAGCCACCCAGUGGUAAAAGCUGCCAAUCCCACUACUGCCACCACUACCACCACCACCAUAAAACAUCAACAGCAACACGAGCUCCUCCUCUGCGCCAGUGACACACAGCAGUUUCUCUCCAGCCAAAAGCACCGGCGCACAAGUAGUCCCUCUGGAGACGGCUCUGGUGUGGCAGCCGCCCACACACUGGGCCUCGGGCGCCGGAGCAUGGACCUGUCCAAGUCCGGCAUCAAAAUCCUGGUGCCCAAGAGCCCUGUGAAGAGCCGGACAGACUCUGAGCCCUCCCCCAGUGAAGCAGCCCAGAGCCUGGAGCAGACGGGGCAGGAGCUGGACUCUGUGCCCCCAGAGGUAGCACUGCUGGAAAAGCCCCCAGGGGCUCUGCUGGGACCAGGGGACGAGAGGGCGCGUAUGGGGACACGGCCCAGGACUCAGACCAUCCUACCUCCCCCACCAGUCCCCAUCACGCCUGCUGCUGUACGCACACUCAAUGGGAAAGGUACGUCCUCUUUCAUGGCAGCCCUGGCGGCUAACAGGACAGCCAGCUUGCAGAGCAUGGUGACGGGUGUGGUGGGGAAGCGGCGCUUCGAGGAGCGUUCAGCCUUUGACAAGCGGCUGCGCUUCAGUGUGAGGCAGACAGAGAGUGCCUACCGCUACCGUGACAUCGUGGUGAAGAAGCAGGACGGCUUCACGCACAUCCUGCUCUCCACCAAGUCUUCUGACAACAACUCCCUCAACCCUGACGUGAUGAAGGAGAUGCAGAGCGCCAUGACUACCGCGGCGGCAGACGACAGUAAGCUGGUCCUGCUGAGCGCAGUGGGCAGUGCCUUCUGCUUCGGCCUGGACUUCAUCUACUUCAUCCGUAGGCUGACCGAUGACCGCAAGAAGGAGAGCGCCAAGAUGGCCGAAUCCAUCAGGACAUUUGUAAACACCUUCAUCCAGUUCAAGAAACCCAUCAUUGUGGCAGUGAAUGGGCCCGCAGUGGGUCUGGGCGCAUCCAUCUUGCCCCUGUGUGAUGUUGUCUGGGCCAACGAGAAAGCCUGGUUCCAGACACCCUAUGCUACUUAUGGCCAGACACCGGAUGCCUGCUCCUCCUUCACCUUUCCAAGAAUCAUGGGUGUGGCUUCUGCUAAUGAGAUGCUGCUGAGCGGGCGCAAGCUGACCGCCCAGGAGGCCUGCGCCAAGGGCCUGGUGUCACAGGUGUUCUGGCCAGGGACCUUCACUCAGGAGGUGAUGGUGCGCAUUAGGGAGCUUGUCUCUUGUAAUUCAGUUGUUCUGCGGGAGUCCAAGGCCUUGGUGUGCAACACCAGCAGAGCAGCACUAGAGCAAACAAAUGAGCGGGAGUGUGAGGCACUGAAGAGAGUGUGGGGGUCACCACAGGGCAUGGACUCCAUCCUCAAGUACCUGCAGAAGAAGAUUGACGAGUUUUAACUGCCAAAUGGUGCCUGACAGACUGAACCUCCACUCUGUGGGCUAGAGGGUGGGAGCUGCAACACACACGCAAGCAGACACAUACUCACUCACUCACUCACUCACUCGCUCACUCACACACACACACUCACACAUACAUUCACACAGCUCACAAAGCUCCUGGGUCAGCUGGCCCUGGUGUAAGUGUAUGUGCAGCUGUCAGUGUUAGAGAAAAAGCAAGUGAGUGAUUCUCUCUUUCCCAACAUCCCUUGCUUCUGAAUAGUGCCCCCCAGCAUCCCUUUCCCAUGGAGUCCCCACAUGUACUUUCUGUGACCUCUGAACGCCAACACGAGCAGGAGCCAUGUAUGUGGGAGGAGGAAGGGGAGUGGAAACAAAGAGUCUUAUCCAAUAGCCUGUCUUUUCAAGCAGGUAGGAGUGGCUUUUAUUGUGGUAUCAGGAUGAACAAGCCCUAUUUAUAACAAAUUCACCGGGAAAAUAUUAAUAGUGUGCAAAUAACACAUGGAUAUGAAACCUUGCUGUCCAGCGGUGAGGAGACCCUUAAUCACAAUAAGACUUCUGUGAUAAUGUCAUUGAAAACUUAAGAGCUGAACUCCACCCCUCAUUAUGAUCAACUUCUUUAAGAUGAUUUAAAGUUGUCAAUCCACCUUUUAUCUCAGACACCUUCCAUGUACACAACUACAGAACACUCCUGGGCAGUAUUAGAGACCCUACUGAGCUGAUGGAGCUUAACUUACUCCUAGGAUUAGCUUUUAAAUGGUUUGUUUUGUUUGUUUUCUGCUGAUAUGAUAGCUAUGUUAUUGCGUAGAAUUGC
Messenger RNA from Megalops cyprinoides (Indo-Pacific tarpon), 2897 nucleotides. Its product is annotated as chromodomain Y-like protein. Gene Ontology annotation, cellular component: nucleus. The coding region runs from base 323 to 2086 and encodes 587 amino acids. The transcript has 7 exons. The record is from RefSeq and is a predicted model, not a curated record. Gene Ontology annotation, molecular function: transcription corepressor activity. NCBI's taxonomy places the organism in Eukaryota, Metazoa, Chordata, Actinopteri, Elopiformes, Megalopidae.